AUGGCGACUGUCCCGAACGAAAAAGCGGAGUCGGCGGACGAGUUGGAGGGCCUUCAGCUUCAGGCGAUCAUUGGCUUCAAUGGACAUGUUCCCUUUGGCCUCAUCUGCCAUCCAGAUCGAGAGCAUCUUAUCUAUCCACUGGGUUGCACAGUAAUUAUCCAAAGCAUAAACACUCCGGGUCAAGAUUUUUUACAUGGCCACACCAACAAUGUCUCCUGUGUCACAGUUUCUCCAAGUGGAAGUUAUGUGGCUUCUGGUCAGAUCACAUUCAUGGGCUUUAAGGCUGAUAUCAUUUUAUGGGACUACAGCAAAAAGGAGAUGUUGUCUCGGCUGUCACUUCACAAAGGUAAAAUUGAACAUCUGGCAUUUUCUCCAAAUGAUCUUUACCUGAUUUCACUGGGAGGCCAAGAUGAUGGGAGCAUUGUGGUGUGGAGUGUCCAAAAGAAAGAAGCCAUCUGUGGUAGUCCUGCUUCUGCUCGUAGUGCUGGGAACCCAAGCACACUGGUAUAUUCUAACUGCAAGGAUGAGAUGUUCAUCAGUGCAGGAAAUGGAACUAUUCGAGUAUGGGAACUGGAUUUACCCAACAGAAAAAUCCGACCAACUGAGUGUCAAACAGGACAGCUGAAAAGAGUAGUUGCUUGUGCCAUGAUGGCAGAUGAUGACAGUUACUUCUAUGUUGGCACAUCCACUGGUGAUAUCCUCAAAAUCAAUACAAAAAGCACAUUGAUGAGUAGUUUUGGCCCAAUAAAGGAUAAACACAGCUUGGGAGUCACAGCUUUGCUUUUGCUGAAAGUGGGUGACUUGGUCAUUGGCACUGGAGCUGGAAUCUUAGCCCUUUGCUCGGGAUCCAAGUACAAAAUAAUCAAAAAAGUUCAGUUGGAAGGUGCUAUCACGUCCAUUACACCACGAGGCCAGGGCCACCAAUUUUUUGUGGGCACAAAUGAGUCACAGAUUUACCGAUUCUCAUAUUCUGACUUUAAGGAUGAGCUCAUAGCCACUUGCCAUAAUGAUGCUAUCAGUGAUAUAAUUUUCCCAUAUGGUACAUCUGACUUGUUUGCCACAUGCUCCAAGAAUGAUAUUCGUGUUUGGUAUACACCUGAAAAUAAGGAGCUGCUACGGAUUACGGUCCCCAACAUGACUUGUCAUGCCAUAGAUUUCAUGCGUGAUGGCAAAAGCAUCAUUUCAGCUUGGAAUGAUGGAAAAAUCCGUGCCUUCACCCCAGAAACUGGGAGGCUGAUGUACGUGGUCGAGCAUGCUCAUAGUAUGGGUGUGACAGCUGUGGCUACCACAAGUGACUGCAAAAGAAUAAUCAGUGGAGGUGGUGAAGGUCAGGUGAGAGUAUGGGAAGUUGGGAAGGAAACACGCAAACUAGAAGAAGUAAUGAAGGAACACGUAUCUGCUAUUUCUUGCAUCAAGAUAAAGAAGAAUAAUCAGGAGUGUGUCACAGCUAGCACUGAUGGAACAUGCAUUAUCUGGGAUCUUGUCCACUUCAUGAGACGGCAGAUGAUAUUGGCCAAUACUUUAUUCAAAUGUGUAUGCUAUCACCCUGAUGAACAUCAGCUUAUCACAAGUGGCACUGAUAGAAAGAUUGGUUACUGGGAAGUGUUUGAUGGAUCUCCAAUCAGAGAAUUAGAGGGCUCCCUUUCUGGUUCUAUCAAUGGAAUGGAUAUUACAACGGAUGGAUUGUUUUUUGUGACUGGAGGUGAUGACCAUCUAGUAAAAGUGUGGGAUUAUAAUGAAGGUGAAGUGAUUUCUGUUGGGAUUGGUCAUAGUGGCAGCAUCACCCGCCUGAAGAUCUGUCCUAACAAUAAAUUAAUUGUGAGUGUCAGUGCUGAUGGUGCUAUCCUUCGUUGGAAAUAUCCUUACAUUUGCAAUCCUUAAAAAUAUU
Messenger RNA from Notechis scutatus (mainland tiger snake), 1888 nucleotides. Lineage: Eukaryota; Metazoa; Chordata; Lepidosauria; Squamata; Elapidae. The record is from RefSeq and is a predicted model, not a curated record.